AUGGCUGAGGACCAUUUGUCUCGCAAGGUUUCGUCAAGGAAAAGAACGAGGACCCAGCACCAUGACAUUGACCUGCCGCAAAAGAAGUACCAUUCACAGUCAUUACACGACAACAAGACAAACCCCUUUGCAGUAGAGCAAGGCCUGCGUUCAGCAGUCAAAACAUCACCAGUCAAGGUAGCGGCAAAAACCUGGUUUAGUAGUUCCUUUCAGAAUGAGAGGAGCAAAAAAGUGGCCAGCCUUUCAAGGGCUCAGCCACCGCCAAAACCACCGCCUACUACUGAUGUUUGGCUUGGGAAGAAGGUGGCAGGUGUCGUAGAUGAUAACGAAGGUGUCUGUGGCGAUCUGUCUUCGACUGACACCCCAAUGUCAAAAAGGACAGCGGGAAAGCACACUCAUCAACAGUGCCCAGCAAUUUCUCAAGACUUGUGCUCUGCCUCUAACUCUAGCUCAGACAUCUUCAACGAGAGUGACGGACAAUUUGACAUCGACGCAAUCUGGAAACUUGAAGACGAAUACUUCAGUCAAAAUAGUGUAAAAAAUCAUUCACAGCGACAAACUGAUACAGAGAUGUCGGAGAAGCAGGAUAAAUGUUCAGACAGUGGGACGAGGCCACAGAUAUGUGGUGCUGGUGAAAAUUCAGGAAAAACUGACAUUUCUGGAAAUCAAAGUUUAAGUUCUUGUGCAAAAGGUAGUUUUGGGGCUCCAUCACAAAAUGUUAGUGAGAGAUAUGGUGUUGGGCCUACUGCAGCUGCUACAAGGGCUAGUGCAGCUGCUGUAAGGAAUACUCCAGCUGCUGGGAGUGGGAAGUCUACUCCAGCUUCUGCUGGGUCUAGUCCAGCUGCUGUAGUGCCUACUCCAGCUACUGUAAAGGGGCCUACUGCAGCUGCUACAAGGGCUAGUGCAGCUGCAGUAAGGUAUACUCCAGCUGCUGGGAGUGGGAGGUCUACUCCAGCUUCUGCUAGGUCUAUUCCAGCUGCUGUAGUGCCUACUCCAGCUACUGUAAAGGGGCCUACUCCAGCUACUGUAAAGUCUAUUCCAGCUGUUGUGAGGUCUACUCCAGCUGCUGCAAGGUCUAUUCCAGCUGCUGUAGUGCCUACUCCAGCUACUGUAAGGUCUAUUCCAGCUAUUGUGAGGUCUACUCCAGCUGCUGCAAGGUCUAUUCCAGCUGCUGUAGUGCCUACUCCAGCUACUGUAAAGUCUAUUCCAGCUGUUGUGAGGUCUACUCCAGCUGCUGCAAGGUCUAUUCCAGCUGCCGUAGUGCCGACUCCAGCUCGGACAGGUACUGUGAAAAGUAGUCAGACUCCUGGUUUAGCUGCUUGUGAUAACAAGGGGAAGGGGAAGGGAGAAAUUCAUGUACAACUUCCUUCAAGGAGUAGCGACAAAGGUCCCAGGGUACUAACAAAUCAAAACUGUGAUAAGCGAAAUAGUUCAGCCUCGAGUGAAAUCGACAUUGAGAGUGCUAGACGUUGGAAAAAACGUGUCCCUGAUCACGAUCGUUUAGAUUUUGAUCAUGGUGGAUAUUUCUCUGAGGAAUUCGUAACGGGUGCUCCUAAUCUAACGGUCAGUGAUACUUCCAGUUUGAAGUCUGAGACUUUGUGCCGUGAAGGUUCCUUUAGUUCAAAUGAAUUUAAAUCUCUUGUCACUCCAAAAGGUUUACAUCCUUCUGUUGGUUCAAAUGUGAAUCCUGUGUGGAAUUCCGGGCACAAAAAUAUCGUGACCACUGCUGAUAAUGUGAAAAAGAACGAUUCCUCUGUUACGCCCAAAGUUUCAAAUAUCAACGACAAGUGCCAAGUGACCCCUGCCAGAGCGCCAUCUUUAAAGGACAAACUCAAGCAACGUCUGCAGGAAAAUGCGCAAAAGUCUACGCCGCAGAAUUUACGGAUGCAGAAUUUACGGCGAGAAUCUUUAGAACUUGCUAAACGUGAGGCGGAGACGAUACAGAAAGAGGGAGCAGAGUAUGACAUUGGACCGUUUUAUGGCUUGCCGUCCAAAGUGCGGGGUCUGUUUGAAAAACUGAGGGGCAUUUCGAAAUUCUAUGAUUGGCAACAUGAAUGUCUCACCCUCGAGUCUGUCAGACACGGGAAGAAUCUGAUCUAUUCGCUACCCACAAGUGGAGGCAAGACCCUAGUUGCAGAGAUACUUAUCCUGCAGUCUCUGCUCUGCAAGAAGAAAGAUGCGCUCCUCAUAUUACCGUUUAUUUCGGUUGUUCAAGAAAAGGUCCGGAAUCUCGCUGCAUUUGGCGUGGACCUCAACUUCCUCGUUGAGGAAUACGCAGGAAGUAAAGGCUGUUUCCCGCCGAAGAAACGACGUACGCGGAAGUCCAUCUAUAUCUGUACAAUAGAGAAAUCGAGGACACUCAUAAGUAGUUUGAUCGAAGCAGGUCGGAUCGAGGAGAUGGGAUUGGUAGUUGUCGAUGAGCUGCAUAUGUUGGGUGAGGGAGGAGGGCGUGGAGCCUGUUUGGAGUUGGCAUUGGCUAAGGUUAUGUAUGCAUCACCAUCUGUCCAAAUCAUUGGUAUGAGUGCCACUCUGAACAACAUUAGUGAUUUACAGACGUUCCUCAAGGCUGAGCUCUACACCAGUGACUUUAGGCCGGUGUCCCUUACUGAGCAUGUCAAAUUUGAAGAUAAGUUGUACGAAGUGAAGCCAAGAUCUGAUCCAUCUGAAGAUAAGCUCCAGCUGGCAAGGAUAUUAACCUUUCCUUACAGCAAGGAGAUGCUGAAGAAUGACCCUGACCUUCUGCUUGGCCUCGUGAUGGAGGUCAUACCGAAUCAUUCCUGCCUUGUCUUCUGCCCGACCAAGAAAAACUGCGAGAAUGUAGCGAAGAUGCUAUGUAAGAUGAUGCCAAGGAAUCUGAUGCAAGUGAAAACGGAUGAAAAAAAACUCCUCCUGAAGACGUUAACAGAAGACAACAACGGCCAGAUCUGCCCGGUUCUGUUUAGGACGAUCCCAUACGGCGUGGCGUACCAUCACAGCGGUCUGACGAUGGACGAGCGGAAAGGAAUCGAAGAGGCAUACAGCGAUGGGACACUCUGUAUGUUGACGUGCACGUCAACAUUGGCUGCUGGGGUCAAUUUGCCUGCAAAGCGAGUGAUUCUACGUUCACCUUAUGUCGGCCCUAAGUUCCUCUCUCGCAGCCAAUACAAGCAAAUGAUUGGUCGUGCAGGGCGGGCGGGUAUAGACACAUCUGGGGAAAGCAUCCUUGUCAUGAAAAGCACCGAUUUAAAGAAGGUCAAGGAGUUGAUUGAUGGACCGUUCGAGAAGUGUUGCAGCAGUUUGAUGUACCAGGAUGACAAGGGUGUAAGGGCGCUGAUGCUGUCGAUUAUUGGACUCAAGCUUGCUGACUCUUCAGCCAAAGCAGUCGAUUUCUUAAACCAGACGUUGUUUGCCGUCCAAUCGAAAGAUUCGAAACGUGAUAUCACCGCAACUACCCAGAAUGCAUUGCAACAGUUGCUCGAACUUCAGCUCAUCAAACAAGUGAAGAAUGACGAUGGUUUGCCCUUGUUAGAAGUCACACCGCUGGGACGAGCCACUUUCAAAAGUGGAAUUGACUUCUCCCACGCCAAGCAUCUGCACACCGACCUUCUCCAAGCCAGGGACUCCCUGGUCGUCGCCAACUACCUUCAUCUUCUCUACCUAGCCACACCAUACGACAUGGUCGACCAGGUCUAUGUAUCGUGGAAGAUUUAUAUGGAGGAGUUCACGUCGCUUGGACCCUCCGAAGUCAAAGUUGCCAAUCAGUUGGGGAUAACGGAUAGUUAUAUUACGAAAAAAGUCUCGGGGCAAGUCAUUAGAAAGGUGGUCGACAAGUUUGUUGUGUCGCGAUUCUACCUCACACUGAUGCUCUACGACCUGUGGAACCAGCACAGCAUCUGGGAUGUUGCAGCAAAGUAUCUCCAGCCCCGUGGCUUCAUCCAGAAUCUCCUCACCGGCGCUGCUACUUUCGCGGCCUGUAUCAAACACUUCUGCCAGGAAAUUGAUGAAUUCUGGGCAUACCAAGACCUGCUGGGUAACUUCGUGAAGAAGUUGUCAUUCUGUGUCUCCUCUGAACUCAUCCCGCUCAUGGAGGUCCCAGGAGUCAAACAGGCCCGAGCAAAGCAGUUACACCAGGCUGGAUAUGCGACGGUCACCCAGCUUGCGCAUGCCGACCCUGAGAAACUUAUCAAGGAAGUGGAACAAAUGCCCCGCAAGGUGGCCAAGAGUAUCAUAGCAUCGGCCAAGAUGCUGCUGAAUGAUAUGGUCGAAUCGCUAAAAGACGAAGUGGAGGAUCUAAUAGCGAUGCCAAAUGGAGCAGACGUCUCCAUGAAUGCAAACAUGGACAUUGACAUGAGGUGGUUCGAGGAUGACCUCAGCAUCGAAAAAGGAUGAAACGUGUUAUUUUUCCGCCGACACCACCAUGUGCUGUCGACACCAAUAAUGAAUGGUGAAGCUUAGUUUUAUCUGAAUGGUGUAAAAUAUUUAAAGGUGUUGCCGUCUAUACUUUCCUCAAUAGCAUUUGGUAUGUUGAGAGAGGGUGUGUGCGACCAAGUGCUGGAGAAUUGAUAUUUCAGAAGGGCAUGACGUGCUGUGCAUGUCACCUGCACAUCAUGGAAUCAAGUACAUGACGUGCUAUGGCCAUCACCCGCAGCAAAAGGGUUAAAGUUUGUUAUUGAAAUACUGAUGAUGUGAAUGCUGCCACUUUGUAUGUUAAAGGGACAAUAUAGGCAGCAGCUAGGCAGGCUAGAUAAAGUUACACAAAGUUGCCACUAGGGGUCUCUUACAUCUCACAGUAACUACGAAAUGAUUCACGCUUGUACAAGUAAUACAUGCAUAUAUAGUGCUGAAUCUGACAUGACCCAGCGCCCUUACUUUGUAUAUUAGUCACCUGAAGAUGGCCUAAUUAGCCUCUCUGCUCCGGCCUAUAGUCCCCCUUUAACAAUCAUACGACCGGACAAUAUAAAUCUUUGUGGACCAAAACUACCUCUUCCAGUUGGUUUUUGCUGCUCAAAGGCUUAAAUGAAAGAACAACAUGAAAUUUGUCAGUACUCAUUAAGCCAUUCUUACUUCGAGGACAUGUUGGACUGAGGUGCUGCAGAGGUGGUCAUUUUUUGCCCUUUUUCACUGAAAAAUAAAAUGUUUGACUAACUAUUAUUUAAUAUCUUCAGUGAACAGGCCAGUUGCCUCUGCUAUAUAUUUAUUAUUUAUUAUUUAUUUUGUUUGUAUUGAAAACAAUUUUUGUAAGUAGCCAAAGAUUAACUGAACAAUAAUGGUCAAUAAACCUGAUUAUUUUUC
This is a messenger RNA of Lineus longissimus, 5271 nucleotides long. RefSeq names its product helicase POLQ-like. The transcript is spliced from 16 exons. The coding region runs from base 1 to 4368 and encodes 1455 amino acids. NCBI's taxonomy places the organism in Eukaryota, Metazoa, Nemertea, Pilidiophora, Heteronemertea, Lineidae. The record is from RefSeq and is a predicted model, not a curated record. Gene Ontology annotation, molecular function: nucleic acid binding; ATP binding.